Messenger RNA from Lottia gigantea (owl limpet), 931 nucleotides. RefSeq lists its product as hypothetical. The record is from RefSeq and is a predicted model, not a curated record. The coding region runs from base 128 to 931 and encodes 267 amino acids. The transcript has 3 exons. NCBI's taxonomy places the organism in Eukaryota, Metazoa, Mollusca, Gastropoda, Lottiidae. Gene Ontology annotation, biological process: visual perception. Gene Ontology annotation, cellular component: membrane.
UGGACUAAAAAUCAAAUCUGACACUCAGGUUUCACUAGAUUUUGAAGAAGUUGCGUGAGAACUUUUGCAGAAGUAGCAAGGAAAAACCGAUGACCAAGUUCGAUUAAACGUAGAGAAAGACAUAAAAAUGUGUGAUCUGAGUGAAGAUGAUCGUCUUAGAUUGAUCUGCUUAACUGCUCUAUUAUCUUUCUUAUCCGUAAUACCAGCUCUGGGGCUUGUGGUAAUUGGUAGUUAUACUCGCAAUGCUGUGCAAGAUAAAGUCCGACUUUUAGAAAAUUUCGAUACCUCUGAACUUCCAAUCAUUCUUGUGGCGUUUGGACUUUAUUCCGUGUUACAUAAUGUGAUAGGUUUAUCAGUUAUGCUUUCUUUGAAUCGACCAAAUAGUCGGUAUACACGCAUGGGUCUACUAUGUGUGGAAAUAGUCGCAGGAAUCAUCCUGGUAAUGGCUUGUGUUGGCUUGGCUAUUGGUUGUUUCAUACAGAUUGACAAAUUGGACCAAUCCUUUCAUGGAGGUUUAUUAAAUGCAAUGAAGUUAUAUAAGAAAAGUCCUCUGGUAAAAAUGCAAAUCGAUAAACUUCAGAUUGAUUAUAAAUGUUGUGGAAGCGCAAGGUUUACAGAUUGGUUUGAAAUUGCUUGGAGAAAAUCAGAGUUCAUCAAUCCGUCUGACCCAAGUUAUAGACCCAGAGGAAUAGAUGCAAAAAGAGAAUAUGUCAAUGAUGACGUACCGUUCAGCUGCUGUAAAGUCAAUGUAGCAAGACCAUGUAUUAAUCACCAUGUAUUGAAUAAUGCUAAGCAUUAUAAAUAUGACUUCGAAAAAGAUAUAACUCUCAAUUUAAAGGGAUGUCGACAUGCCUUGGUCGAAUUUUAUGGUCACAACAUGAUGAAUUAUAUGGCAAAUAUUGUUUUAGGUCUCGCAGUUGUGCAGGUAUAG